GCCCAAGUGGAGAAUGUAGGAGUUAUGGGAGGCAUAAGCAUGACCGUAAGUGGGGAAAAAUCGCACGAAGAUAUAGCAAAGCGCCGUCCUGACCACAUGGAGCAGAACCACCCUGUGACAGAUAUGCCGGCGCUGUUUGUGCAUCCAUGCAACACAGCCUCGGCCUUGCAGGAAGCCACGCCCAGUCAGGAGCUGACACCGCUGCAGUACCUGCAGCUGUGGCUUGGGAUAAUAGGCGGAUGCGUCGGUUUGCAAAUGCCAGUAGCUCUCGCUUCACAGAUAGAUAUACCCUCCCCUUGA
This is a messenger RNA of Aplosporella prunicola CBS 121167, 300 nucleotides long. RefSeq lists its product as uncharacterized. The transcript has a single exon. Gene Ontology annotation, cellular component: intracellular anatomical structure. Gene Ontology annotation, biological process: protein lipidation; protein modification by small protein conjugation; macroautophagy. Gene Ontology annotation, molecular function: Atg12 transferase activity. Bases 40 to 300 code for a protein of 86 amino acids. The record is from RefSeq and is a predicted model, not a curated record. NCBI's taxonomy places the organism in Eukaryota, Fungi, Ascomycota, Dothideomycetes, Botryosphaeriales, Aplosporellaceae.